UAUUCAAACAAUUUAAUUACAUACUCAAUUAGGAAAGGAUACUUUAAUCAUAAGAAUCCGUUAUAUUACUCUAUCUUCACAUAUCCAUUAUAAAAAUAAAAAAAAAAAACAAAAAUAAAAUCAAAAACACAAAAAAAGCAUUAGUAUCAAAAUAAUUUAAUCAAUUACAUAUUCAAAAAUUAUUUAACCAUAAGAAUCUAGUACAUCCACUCACUUUAUAAAAAAAACAACAAACAAAAAACACUAAUAUUAAAAUAAUCUAAUCAAUUAAAUAUUCAAUUUAUCUGAUCGACUACAUUAUCUCAUAUAUUCAUUUACAAAUAGCAAAAACAGUAGAAAUCUGACAACACAAAUAAACUAAUUUAAUUAAGUCUAGCCACUAAGGGAACAAAUAACACAAUAAAAGCAACCAUCAAGUUGCAACACGUCACUAAGGCAUACUUACAUUAAAUUUAUAAUCAUCAUAAAAUACCUAAAAUAAAAUUAUAGAAACCAUCAGAAUUCAACAUAGUAUUAUUCUAUAUUACAAUAAAUCCACAACCAAUACAAUUACAAACCGAAACCAACAAAAAAUUUCAUAAUCACACACUUGACAGUAUAUAAAAAACUAAUUUAUCAAAAAAAAAAAAACCUAAAAUUACAUCUUUCAAAAAGCAGAACAUAACAACACAAAUAAAGACCAUACCUAUAUAGACCUAACAUACAGAAACAACAUACAACUGACCUACCCUAACCCCCGACCUCUGACCACCCAUAUACUCGAAAUAAUAUUACUAACAGAUGGAACAACAACAAGGAGCAUUUAGAUAAAAAUGUAUAAUCUCGAACCCAACAGCUAUUAUAUGAAUAUAUCAGAACAUAAUUCACAAAAAUUAUCAAAAUACACCCCUACUCUAAAUAUCAAUAUUCAAAUCAAUACAAACAACAUGGAACACCAAAAAGAAACGAGAACAAACUCUCUGCAGUCGAUCGAGACAAUCCAUAGAAAUUACAACGCGCAAACAUCAUGGCCGGAUACACAAGCAAUUUUUUCAAACACUGGUACAAUUCGACAAUAAUUGAAGACUAUUUAACCACACUGACAAAUGAAAAUCCAACAUCAUACUUCUUCAGUGUAGAUUUCUUUAAGAAAUAUCACACAGAAGGAUUAAAUGGAAUAUACAGAUGGAUUAAAAAACCCAUCAUGAAUAUGGACAAUCUAUUAUUUCCAGUCAACGUGGGAAAUCAUUGGAUCUUGGUUGCUGUGUUCAUUAACAGCAAAACGGUGGUGUGCUACGACGGGAAGCACAGGGACCACCAAAAUACUCUAACAACUAUCAAACAAUUUCUAACAGAUUGGGAAGUACACUCAGGCCUCCAACCGUCGGCAUGGGCUACAAUUCAUGGUGUCACACCGACACAAUUCAACAACAACGACUGUGGACCAUGGAUUUUAGCCAUAGCCAAAUGCAUAGUACUCACAAAACCAAUCUGUUUCACAGAAGAGGACAUACCACAAUUACGAAUACAGCAACACCAAGAGACAAUGGCAAACCUGAUACAAUCCACCACCCAUCCGCUCAUAACGACACCACUCAACCAAUCGUCCAACAAAAAUACACCUACAACUUCAACCAUGACCGAACAAACAAUCACCACCACAACAAUAAACACAACGCCUACCACAAUCACCACCACAACAAUAAACACAACGCCUACCACAACCACCACCACAGAUAAGCCAACCAGCGAAACCACGCACACAACCACAACCAUAAUACCAGCAUCAACGACACCACACCCAACACCCUCAACGCAACACACCACAAAGAAAAUCAAAAUCAGGCCAGAAAACUGGAUAAGUAGAAGUAAAAAGACACGUAGGCGGCGUGCGCUCUAUAGACUCUUACACCAAGAUACAAAAUCAAACUUAACACAGCAACUCAGCACAACACCACUCAGCCCAUCAUUCGACGAAAAUCCAUUUAUAACUCCAAUCAUUACCGAACAAGCAAUCACCACCACAACAAUAGACAGAACACGGGACACAACGACCUUCACAACAACAGACACCAAGCAAGAAACACCCACCACAACCACCACCACAGAUGAGCCGACUAGCCAGACCCCGCCCACAACUACAAACAUGACACCAGCAUCAACGACGCCACACCCAACACCAUCAACACAAUACGCCACAAAGAAGGACAAAAUUAGGCCAGAAAACUGGGUAAGUAGAAGUAAAAAAACACGUAUGAGGCGUGCGCGUUAUAAACUAUUACAUGGCCACUAAUAUAUUUACCAAAACACACCAAUCAAAAAAUCCCAACACAUACCAUUCAAUCAACAAUUCCUCUUAUAACGAAACCCAUAGCACACAAAAGCAAAACUCCCAAUUUCAAAAAAAUAAAUAAUUCACGACAUUAAACACACAACUCAUAAUCAUUACACACAAUUCUGAUCCAUGCCAAACCAACAUUAAGUUAUACCCUUCUCCACACAACCAACAUCACCACCAACACAAAUAUUCAUCCACAUAGCAACCCAUAUGUAAAACAUAUAUAUAUAUAUAUAACUCCACAAUACAAUCACAUAUAGCAAACACAUAAUAUGCAUACUCUUCACCCCCCACAACAUAAUAAAACAUUUUAAUCGUACAAACACAUAUAUCAUAUAAUUAAACCAUAUUAUUCAAAACUCUUUGCAUUGUAUACAGAUAAGAAUUAUAUAUUAUAUUAACCAUGAAAUUGUAAAUACACCGUGAGGGCACGGUGAAAAAGAACAUCCGUGCAAUUUGUAAUAGAUGAAUAUUAUGUUAUGAAUUUGAAUAAACUUAAAAAAGAAUGUACCAAGUAGGUUCAUAUUUGAGGGUAAAGCACAAACGCAACUAAAACACAUUACGCAAUACUAAAAAAACAUUAGGCAAUUAACAUUCCAUAACCGUUACACAAUAAUCUUUCUGAGACGUCCAUACAUCAAAAAGAUGCCCAUAUAUGGACAAAAAUAAAUAAUAAGAUAAGAAAACAUUACGCAACACCAUCACUCUAUUACGCAACCAAAAUUCCUCCGUACCAGAAGCUGCCUACAAUACUCACACCAACGCAUGCGCACAAAUACAAAAUUAAUCU
Molecule: messenger RNA, 3107 nt
Organism: Acyrthosiphon pisum (pea aphid)
Lineage: Eukaryota; Metazoa; Arthropoda; Insecta; Hemiptera; Aphididae
Product: mucin-2-like
Exons: 1
Coding region: 1007-2272 (421 amino acids)
Biological process (GO): proteolysis; protein desumoylation
Cellular component (GO): nucleus
Molecular function (GO): deSUMOylase activity
Source: RefSeq, a predicted model, not a curated record